Messenger RNA from Enterobius vermicularis (human pinworm), 2328 nucleotides. Lineage: Eukaryota; Metazoa; Nematoda; Chromadorea; Rhabditida; Oxyuridae. The record is from the annotation of a GenBank genome assembly.
AUGUCAGAAUUUAGUUUCCCAUUCCCUCCAUAUGACAUUCAAACGACUCUUAUGAAAAAAAUCUACCAGUGUAUCCAAGAUGGGAAAGUGGGUAUUUUUGAAUCGCCAACGGGGACUGGAAAGUCCUUAAGUAUCAUCUGCUCCGUGCUAACAUGGAUUGAGGAGUUUGAAAAACUUGAAAAGGGUCGUCUAGAGGAAGAGUGCCAAGCAGCUGAUAAGAAGGAUGACAAUGAUGACAGCAGUGACUGGAUUGAUGCUUACAGGAGGAAAUAUGCAAAUAGACAGAAGGCUCAAGAAUCACUGCAAAAGUUGGAAGUAAUCAGGAAAAUUGAAGAAAAAAUCCAAAAUCUUGAAAGCGACUCGUUGAAGCGAAAGAGGAAGUUUUUGCCUAUUCAGGAGACAGUUGUGGACGAAGAUGAGGUUUCAGAAGAAGAAUCAGAGGAGGACUUUAUUGUGCCUGAUAAUUGUUCGAGCGAAAGUGAGGACGAAAAAACUGAAGAACUGGAUUUAUCAUGCGUGAAAAUAUUUUAUGCAUCUCGAACUCAUUCACAACUAGAGCAGUUUUCCGCCGAGAUACGUAAAACACGCUUUCGCCCGAGAGUGGUUACUAUAGGUUCGCGACAAUUACUUUGUCUGAAUGAUUCCGUCAAAUGCUUGAAAAGCUCGUCAUUAAUUAAUGAAAAAUGCGAUGAACUUAGGGCGAAAAAAACUGGCAUCAAAGCUUUGAAGUCUGCAGAAGGGGCAGUCAAACAGAAAUCUCGUGGUGGUUGUCCCUUCUAUAAAGUAGAGGCUAUUGAAGAACUCGGUGAUAAAGUGCUUGCUGCACAAGCAUCAACAAGCACAGACCUUGUUGAUACUGGCAGAACGUUGUGCGGUUGUCCGUAUUUUGCCUCUCGGAAGGCAGUUCCUUUAUGUCAACUUGUUUUACUUCCUUAUCAAGUGCUGCUGCAUAAACAAACGCGAAAAGCUUGGGGCGUAUCGCUAAAAGACAACGUCGUUGUCAUCGAUGAAGCUCACAACUUGCUUCAAACAGUGGCUGCAGUCUAUUCUUCAGAACUUGCAGAUAGCUCCGUUUCAUCUGCUUACUCUCUCUUACAGCAGCUAUCAUCAUUGGUCAUGUCUUUAAACUGCCUCAUGGAGAACUUCAAGAAAAGAAAUUCAAACCUUAACUCUUCGGAGAUUAAUUUUUUCGAUAUUCUUUCUUAUAUGGCAAAGACUCGACUCUGUAAAAAAUUGCAUGGGUAUUUUUUGUUUUAUAAAAGAAGGACGCUUAAAAUGUCACAAGGUUUUCAAAAACAAAUGACGGGAAUCGAAAAAAUUUUACAGAAAAAUGGUAAAUCGUUAACUAGCAGUCUUUCAGAGUUUAUAAAGGAGGGCAAUAACGUCAAUGAAGGGGACUUAGCAAAGCUUUCGAGUCCUGUGUACCCUGUUAAACAAUUUAUUGAAGCCCUGACCACGAGUUGUGAAGAUGCGCGGAUUGUUUUUGAAAGGGCAACAACUAAUCAUCACUCAAGUGGACCUCACACAGUAUUCAGAUUUGUUCUGUUGAAUCCGGCUAAAGAAUUAAGUGACCUCAUCACAGAAGCGCGAUCCUUAGUAUUAAUCGGCGGUACGAUGGAACCUGCUGACUAUCUUCUACACUCUUUAACCAAAGUUUGUAAAGUCCCGAAGCAAGACAUUCUAAGAUUCACAUGUACUCACGUAAUUGACGAUUCUCAGAUCAUGGUUGUUUCACUAGGGAGAUCACCGAGUGGGUCGGAAUUAACUCUUAAUUUUGGAAGUCGUUCACAAAUUACCGUAUUAAACGGUGUAGCUAUGAUUCUAUUAAAUUUAUUGCGGAUAGUUGAUAAUGGAGCAGUCGUUUUUUUCCCGAGCUACGAUUAUAUGCACCAGUUCGAAACUUACUUAAAAUCGAAGAAAAUUUAUGAAAAAAUAAAUGAAGUAAAGCCAAUUGUACUAGAAACGAAACUAAGCAUAGCAGAAACGUGGAAUAAUUUUACACGUAAAGCCCGAACUCCCAAGGGAGCAGUUCUUUUUGCGGUUGUAGGCGGAAAACUCAGUGAAGGAAUUAAUUUUUCCGAUGAGCUUGGUCGUUGCGUUUUCAUGGUUGGCCUGCCAUACCCAAAUAAGAAUGACAUCGAACUAGACGCAAAGAUGAAGUAUUUGGAUGAGACUCUAGGACGCGGCAGUGGUUCACAGAUGUAUGAAGCCAGCUGUUUGCAUGCUGUGAACCAGGCAGUUGGCAGAGUAAUCAGGCAUCGUGACGAUCAUGCUGCUAUAGUAUUAAUUGAUACUAGGUUCAACCGCCCCGCUGUCGUUCAGAUUUAA